AUGGCUUCGCUUCUGAAAAAAUGGCUGCCUGGGGUGCCCUCAUCAGUUUCUCAAGAUAACGACGAUCAUGACCUUGAAUACUCCAUUGCUAUGAUAUAUGAUGGUCCUGCUGUAAAUUACUCGAUCCCAGAAAUAGCUCCUUUGAAAAUUGAUCAAAUUCCAAUUGCUUCUGUAGCUUCUAUUUCUUCUGAUCAACUUUCUGUUCCAAUCAUCCAGCCCAUUGUGAAAACCAGGCAUGCAAACUAUGACUCUAAAUCCAACUCCCAUUCCUCAACCAUUGAAUUUCCAAACAGAAUUAGUAACUCAGGUUCAUUGGGCACUGAUGAUAAAGAGGAAAUAUUCUUUCAAAGUGAUCCGAACCCCGCCAACUCGGAAAUAACAGAAUCGGGCUCGAACUCUCAAUCUCUCUCCUCUGAGAUUUCUUCUUGCAGGGGAGCUGACUGUAAAAACGACACAACCAGACCCACACAUAUCAAGCGACCUUCAACUGUAACUUUCCGCGAUCCUGAGUCAGAUGCCAUGAUAGUAGUGAGCGCAAGACCUGUUGAUUCUCAAGCUGGAAGGUACCCUGUGAGACCAAAAGUUGAGAGAACUGGUAACAAAGGUACAUGCCAUCGAUGCCAUAAGGGUAAUCGCUUCACUGAGAAGGUAAUUUGCAUUUCUUGUGAUGCAAAGUACUGCCGCAAUUGUGUCAUAAGAGCAAUGGGGAGCAUGCCUGAAGGAAGAAAAUGCAUUACAUGCAUUGGCUAUCGAAUCGAUGAAAGCAAACGAAGAACCUUGGGAAAAGGUUCUCGGAUGCUGAAGCACUUGAUGUCUGAGCCGCAAGCGAAACAAAUAAUUUAUGCUGAGAAGUUUUCUGAAGCAAACCAAAUACCACCAGAACUUGUUUGUGUGAAUGGGGAACAACUUAAUAGGAAACAGAUGAUGUCACUCUUGAGCAGCUCAAAUCCACCAAAAAAGCUAAAGCCAGGUUUUUAUUGGUAUGAUAAGGCAUCCGGUUUAUGGGGAAAGGAGGGUAAACGGCCAACUCAAUUUAUAAGCCCCCGGCUGGACGUUGGAGGUGUCUUGAAGGAAAAUGCAAGCAAUGGAAACACAAAUGUGUUCAUAAACGGUAGAGAGAUUACCAAAGAAGAGCGCUGGAUGCUUAAGGCAGCAGGAGUGGCAUGUGAAGGAAAGCCUAAUUUUUGGGUGAAUGCUGAUGGAUCGUACAAAGAGGAGGGGCAGAGGAAUACCAAGGGGUACAUAUGGAAUAAGACUGCACCGAAGCUAGUUUGUUUGAUGCUAUCUCUGCCAAGGCGUCCAAACUCUUUCCCUCUUUGCAGUGAAGAAAGAGUCAAUACAGUUACCCAGCACCGUAUUGAGAAUAAAACGCUUCACAAAUUUUUACUUGUUGGAUCAGUCAAAUCUGGAACAAGCACUAUAUUUAAACAGGCCAAGCUUCAGUACAAUGUCCCUUUCUCCCAUAAUGAGCUCCAAAAUAUCAAGCUGGUGAUCCAGAGCAACCUGUAUACCCACCUUGGCAUAUUGUUGGAGGGCUGUGAGAAAUUUCACGAAGAGAGUUUGCUGCAGAAUAAGAAAAGACGGAUGGUUAAUGAUUCCACCUCAUCUGAGAUUACAGGCAAUACUAGAGAAACAACAAUUUAUUCUAUAAGCCCAAGACUGAAAGCCUUCUCAGAUUCACUCAUCAAAUAUAUGGCGUUGGGUGAUUUUGGUGAGAUAUUUCCAGCAGCUACGUCCGAGUACGCAUCUCUUGUAGAGGAGCUAUGGAGGGAUGCAGCCAUUCAAGCAACCUACGGCCGACGAGAUGAGUUAGAAAUGCUACCAAGAAAUGCAAGUUAUUUUCUAGACCGGGCUGUUGAGAUUUCCAAGACAGACUAUGAACCCUGUGUUAUGGAUAUCUUGUAUGCCGAGGGUAUGGCCUUAUCCAACAGUCUUGCUUCCAUGGAAUUUUCAUUUCCCAAGCCAAUUGAUGAAGACUCUGUGUUCUCAGAGUAUCGACAUGAUCCUUCUUUCAGGUACCAACUGAUCAGAGUACAUCCCAGAAGCCUGGGAGAGAACUGUAAGUGGUUGGAGAUGUUUGAAGACAUGGAUGUUGCUUUGUUCUGUGUCGCCUUAACUGACUAUGAUGAGCAUACAGUUGACAGCAAUGGAGUUUCUACAAACAAAAUGCUCGCAGCUAAGCAUCUCUUUGAGAACAUGAUAAGACAUCCAACCUUCAAUGACAAGAAAUUCUUGUUAAUACUGAACAAAUUUGAUCUUUUUAAGGAAAAGAUUGAAUUGGUACCUCUAACACAAUGCGAAUGGUUUUCUGACUUCAAUCCAGUGAUUAGUCACAAUCAAAACAGCGCCUGUACAAGUAACCGAAUCAAUAACACCCCACUAGCUCACCGUGCUUUCCAAUAUAUUGCUGUAAAGUUCAAGAAGCUGUUCAAAUCUCUCACAAACCGAAAGCUGUUUGUUUCACUGGUUACCGGUUUAGAACCUGAUACUGUUGACGAGGCCCUCAGCUAUGCAAGAGUAAUCACGGCAUGUGAAAAAUGGAUACCACCUUCUUGCCAGCCUGAGAUUUUUUCAACCACCUUUGAAAUAGAGGAGGCAAGCUCCUUCUGAUUCUUCCCCCAGAUAAUUGAUAUACAGACUAUUUUGUUAGAACAGUCCAUGUCUAUUCUCAGAAAGUUGUUUGCCCAUUCUUGAGGUUGAAGCUGCGACCUAGAUUCAUAUUUAAGAACAGGUAUGUUCCGUUUUAGCUUUCCAUAUACUUGUGUAAAUCAAUUAGCUUUCCAUAUACUUGCGUAAAUCAAUACUUUUGCACAAAGCAUCGGAGGAAAGAGUUGCUUGUGAUCAUGUUUGAUCUCAAUGGUACAAGGUGAAUUUCUGCUAA
Neltuma alba is the source of this 2881-nucleotide messenger RNA. Its product is annotated as extra-large guanine nucleotide-binding protein 1-like. The record is from RefSeq and is a predicted model, not a curated record. Gene Ontology annotation, biological process: G protein-coupled receptor signaling pathway. Gene Ontology annotation, molecular function: G-protein beta/gamma-subunit complex binding; GTPase activity; guanyl nucleotide binding. Bases 1 to 2610 code for a protein of 869 amino acids. The transcript is spliced from 8 exons. NCBI's taxonomy places the organism in Eukaryota, Viridiplantae, Streptophyta, Magnoliopsida, Fabales, Fabaceae.